ACCCCGGACAUCACACUGUACUUCUUGGGGGCUAGCCGCGCCAUCCGCAUUGCAUGGCUGCUCGAAGAGCUGUCUCUGCCGUACACGCUCGUCGCAUCGCCUCGUGCGACGAAUGGCCUCGCGCCUCCGGAAUUCAAAGACAAGAUCCCCACUGCCUGGGCAAGAGCCCGGUCAUCAAGGAUGGGGAUGUCGUCGUGCAGGAGAUCCCUACUAACGAAUCCAGGUAUCUCUGCGAGACGUGUGAUGGUGAGGCGAGGCUACUGCCGAGAGAGACAAAGGCGCGAGCGAAAGUGAGGGAGUUCAUGGCUGCGGCCGAGGCGACGUUCAUGCUGCAUGCUCUUGCGAUCCUCUACGCACGCUGGCGCCUCCCAGAACGGGCAGCAGACUGCCUCCCUGAGAUGGAGAAGGGUCUCUCAUCCAACGUGCAUAACGACUUCGCCUGGCUGGAACACGAGCUGGCAGCUUCCUCCGAUAACUUCCUCGUCGGAGGCCAUCUGACCGCCGCCGAUAUCAUCAUGGGAUUCAGCAUCGAAUUCAUCUUCGCUAGGAAACUGGGCACCGAGAGAGAUGGGCGCUGGCCACGGAUCCAGCACUGGUUGGAUCGGAUUAGGGACGAGCCUUCGUAUAAGAAGGCGGUCGAGAGAACGGGAUAUAAGCUGUAG
Exophiala aquamarina CBS 119918 is the source of this 662-nucleotide messenger RNA. RefSeq lists its product as uncharacterized. The transcript has 4 exons. The coding region runs from base 54 to 662 and encodes 202 amino acids. Lineage: Eukaryota; Fungi; Ascomycota; Eurotiomycetes; Chaetothyriales; Herpotrichiellaceae. The record is from RefSeq and is a predicted model, not a curated record.